Arachis duranensis is the source of this 1917-nucleotide messenger RNA. RefSeq lists its product as uncharacterized. Lineage: Eukaryota; Viridiplantae; Streptophyta; Magnoliopsida; Fabales; Fabaceae. The record is from RefSeq and is a predicted model, not a curated record. The transcript has 2 exons. The coding region runs from base 1 to 1917 and encodes 638 amino acids.
AUGGGAGCUACACCCUUUAUGGAAAGAAUCCUAAGAGCAAAACUCCCCAAAGGCUUCGACAAACCUACCGAUAUGAAGUACGAUGGAACCAAGGAUCCCCAGGAACAUCUAACGGCUUUCGAGGCCAGAAUGAACCUAGAAGGAGCGGCCGACGCAGUCCGAUGCAGAGCCUUCCCAGUAACCCUUGCGGGGCCAGCGAUCAAAUGGUUCAACGCCCUCCCAAACGGACCCAUAGCCAGUUUCCACGAUAUAACACGACAGUUCAUGGCACAGUUCACCACUAGGAUCACUAAAGCCAAACACCUCAUCAACCUACUGGGGGUCACACAAAAACAAGAAGAAUCCACAAGAAAAUACCUCGACCGCUUCAACGACGAAUGUCUAACGGUCGACGGACUCACGGAUUCUGUCGCAAGCCUUUGUCUAACCAACGGAUUCAUGAACGAAGAUUUUCGCAAACACCUUACCACCAGACCGGUAUGGACCAUGCAUGAGAUCCAGAACCUCGCCAAAGACUACAUCAAUGACGAAGAAGUCAGCCAGGUCGUCGCCGCCAACAAACGAGAAAAUCAAAAGGACCACCCCAGACCAACAAACACAAGCCAACCACCGAGAAUAGGCAAAUUCUCUAAUUACACGCCCCUAACAGCACCAAUUACCGAGAUCUACCACCAAAUAGCAGACCGAGGCAUCAUUCCGAAAGCCCGACAACUCAAAGAAAGGGCGGGAGGCAACAAAACCCUCUACUGCGACUACCACCGAGGUUACGGUCACAAAACACAAGAUUGUUUUGACCUUAAAGACGCCCUCGAACAAGCCAUACGAGACGGCAAACUCCCAGAAUUUGCCAAAAUUAUCAGAGAACUAAGACGUGUGGAAAGAGACAGGUCGUCAGAAAGAGAAGGACGAAACCCGAGAGCACAAAAGCAACCCCCCAGGGAAAGCCCAGAGGAAGACCCGACCAUCAUAGUAAACGUCAUCACAGGCAAGGACGUGUCGAGCAAGUCAAAACUAACAAUGAAAAAAGAUCUCAAAGUAAUGGCUGUCAGAAACCAAGCUCCAACCACUGCGACCCAUAAUACGAUAACCUUCUUACCAAAGGAUUGCCAGCACGGCACCUCGACCGAAGAUGCCCCGUUCGUCAUCUCGGCUAGAAUCGGAACAGGACUAGUGCGAAGGAUACUGGUGAAUACCGGAGCAGACUCGAACAUCAUUUUCCGAGGAGCCUUCGAUAAACUCGGGCUCCACAACGACAACCUCCAAACACACCGCAACGGCGUCACAGGACUCGGAGACAACUUUCUCAAACCAGAUGGCCCAAUCACCCUUCCCAUCACCAUAGGAGCGAGCAACCAGAAGAAGACAAUCCUAUCUGAAUUUGUAGUCCUAAAAGACUCCACGGCCUACAACGUGAUUCUCGGAAGAAAAACAAUCAAUGACUUCUCCGUAGUCAUCUUCACCAAAUACCUCCUCAUGAAGUUUAGAGCCGACGACGGCUCCGUCGGUACCAUCCACGGGGACCGAGAAAUCGCAGCCGAAUGCGACAACACCAACCUAGCCCUAAGAAAGAAAUUCCGAGAUGCGGCUGGGAUAUUCCUAGCCGAUCUGGAUGCCCGACAAGACGGCCAACCCAGGCCAGAGCCAGAAGGAGACAUGGAAAAACUACAAAUAGGGCCAACCAAAGAAGAAUACACCUUCAUCAAUAGGAACCUCCCAUAUGAUCUUAAAGAAGAUCUCUCCCAACUCCUGAAACAAAACAGAGACCUGUUCGCAUUUACACCAUCCGACAUGCCGGGAAUAAACCCCGACCUAAUGUCUCACCAUCUAGCCGUAGAUCCCAAAGCCAAACUAGUGGCACAAAGGAGACGAAACUCGAGGCCAACUUCAUCCGGGAACUCCCCUACACGACCUGGCUAG